GUUGUUGAGUGGUGGUGGUGAUGUGUUGUUGAUUGUUGUUGAGUGGUGGUGGUGGUGAUGUGUUGUUGAGUGUUAAAGUCUCUGUGGGGUGGGGCCCGACUCGACUUUAACUCCAUCAACAGAGGAAGUCGUCUCGCACGCCGCACGACGCAUUCCGCGGCCGUGUUUGCUUGCUGUUAAUUACUUAGGCGAACUAAAAAAACCCACGUCGCUUCGACGCGAACGCCCCCAACAAGUGUGGGUUCGGCUCGACGCCGGUUUAUCAUGCGGCUGCUUUUAAAAAGAUGACUCUGAGCCUACGCUGCCAUGCCAAGUAUUGAAGAUGUGCAGGAGGCUGUGCAGUCCAUCGAGCGACUGCAACAACGCCUGCGACAGAGGGCGGGCGGGAGCGGCGGCGUAGGCGUUGGUGGACGGGCCAAGGUCGAUGUAGCGUCGCACGAAGCGCACCUAAGACUGCUCAAGGACACCCUGCAGAGUUCGACAUUCCGGAGCAUCUUUGCACUGCAGGGCUCCAUAGCGCAGCUUGACAAGCAGCUGGAUUCGCUGCCGAGCAGGAGAGUGUCCCAGUAUGACUUCUCGCCGUCGGGCGAGCUUGUGUUUGAGGAGCACGGAACAUCCGUUCCCAUUAUCCAGCUCCCAGCGGCGCCACUGCCCCCCACUGUGGAUGAUGAGGACUUUACCCUGGUGGUGAAGCAUCUAGCUCAGGGCCGCCUUGUGCACUUUGUGGACCUCGACAAGCCCGAGGGCGUCGGCCUGGGCUUCAGUGUCAUGGGCGUGAGGAGCGAGAAUGGACACAACGGCAUCUUCAUCAAGGCCAUCCACGCGGACAGCAUCGUCGGCAGGGAUGGCCGUCUCCAAGAGGGAGACCAGAUCCUGGCCAUCAAUGGCAUGCCGCUGGACGAGCGCGUCUCACAGGAGCAGGCGGUGCGGCUGCUGCAGACGACCACGGGGCCCGUGCAGCUCGCGGUCGCCCGCUUCUCCCACGACACUGAGACGCCCCCAACAGAGGGACUGGAGCAGACUGAAACCAUUGAGUUGGUGACUACGGGCAGUGGAAUGGGCUUUGGAAUCGUGGGCAACCGAGCCACAGGGAUCACCGUCAAGACAAUCUUGCCCGGAGGAGUCGCUGACAGGGAUGGGCGCUUGUGCACGGGCGAUCGGAUCCUUCGCAUCGGCGACAUGGACGUGCGGGACAAGGGGAGCGAGGAGGUGAUCUCUAUCCUGCGCCAGUGUGGUACGCGCGUCCUCCUCCUGGUUGCUCACGGAGAGCCUGGCGGGCAGCUCCCUGCCACCCCAUCGCCGGCACUCGCUCAGACUCCUCCGGACCUCCCUCCGGUCGACUACAUCCCUUCGGAGGCUUCGCAUUCCUUGGCGGCGGACCGUGCCGGCGCGUCCGAGCCCUGGGCAGGCGAGAGCAGCGUGGACGAGGAGGGAGUUGAUGACGACGUGGAGGUAUACGAUGUGGAGCUCACGAAGGGUGGCCAUGGCCUGGGGAUCAAUCUCACCAGCACAAGCGACAACAGGAUUGUCGUGAGAAGCAUGGUACCCGGCAGCCUGGCCGAAAGAGACGGGCGGAUCGGCGUGGAUGAUCAAAUCGUGGCGGUGGACGGCAUAUUCAUCGGGGCGCUGAGCAACACGGAUGCCCUUGGUCUUCUUUGCUCCACGGGACGCACAGUAUGCCUGUCUCUGGUGAAGAGUCGCGCGAGCGAGUGUGACGCAAGAGUCACACGAACAUCCCCGACCUCCGCCGCGCCCGUCGCCACCUCUCCCGCUAAGCGGGGAACGCACACAGGCGACCAAUCCUCUGUGGGGCAAAUUACGGAGGAGGAAGCGAUGGCCUUGCUCCGGAGUUACGAUUCAGACGCGCCGCAGAGCCAGCUCGCGCUCAACACCGAGGCUGAUCCACUGGGGCCCGAGGUGCUCGUGGAUGAACAGGAGACGACCGUGGUGGAAACUCGGGGAGCUGAUGCUGCUGCCACACCUCCACCGCCAGUGGAACUAUCGGCGGACGAGCCGCACCUUCGCAAGAACGAGCCCCUCCUCACCUGGACCGCCUACGGGGUGGUCGCCAGGGUCACGACGCAGGCCAGCGGCGGCAACCAAUCGGCGGGGUUGGUGACGGGACCGGGGCAGGAAGUGGGCGGGGCCGAGGUGGAGAUGCCCGUCGAUGACGACGACGACGACUCCAUGGAACCGGCGAUCUACGACAGAACGCAGAGCCUCAUCCCCCAGUUUGCAGAGCGCCGGGUGCGUGCGCGCGAUAAUCACGAAGGGAUGCCGGGGGCUCCACAACCCCGGAGGCCGGCGGCCGUGUCACGGACGGAGGACGGCACAUCCAGCGACGAGGAGGUCAACCUGGACGACUUCCUGAGCCGAGCGAGGAGCUCGCAGGAGGAUUCUGUGGAUGGAAGUGGUGCUGUGAAAUUUACAGCCGGUGCCAGUCACAGCCCUCCCCACAGGAGCCCCCAGCAGCUUGGCUCCGCAAGAAAAGUGGAAGGCGGGCACGCACGGCAAUUUCAGUACAGCGAGCUGCCGGAGCGCGAGGAGGGCGAGGGCCAGGAGAGCGAAGUGCAGCACUCGGGCGGACACCGAAACUGGGGCCCCCCACGCAGGGUCGAGCUACGGCGAGUUCCAGGGGUGCCACUGGGCAUCAGCAUCGUGGGCGGUCGUGACCAGGCCAGCGGUGGUGCCGCCCCUGUCAACCCGCUCCAUGCCGGCAUCUUCAUUAAGCAGGUCCUGGAGGGCAGCCCGGCCGACACCACAGCUGGCCUGCGUGCUGGCGACAAGAUUGCUGCUGUCAACGGAGUGCAGCUCCUGGACGUCACUCAUGCAGAGGCUGCGGCCUUGCUGAAGCGCUCGGGCAACCCGCUCGUGCUGACCGUGCAGUCCCUCGUGACUGUCCCACGGCCGCACAGCGUGCACACCCUCCUGAUGGCUCCGCAGUUGCCCCAAGAAGAGCAGGUGGAGGUCAAGGUGCAUCGUGCACAGGCGCACGCGCGCGCCGGGCAGCCGGCAGACGCGGCGGACUGCGCCCCCAAUCAGCCGGGCGCCGCAGCGGGGCCGGGCGCCGGGCCUGGCGCUCCCGCCCCAGCCCAGCCGCAGCGGGGAUCGCCCACCGCUCCUCUGUCCCACCUCGAGGAGGACGAUGAGGAGGAGGACGUCGACGAGGAGGAGGACGAGCAGCAGCCAGGGGAUGGAGCCGGCUCUGCGGGGCUGAGCCAGGGUCAAGGAGAGGAACUUGUGGAGCAGGACUUGGGUGAGCUCACAGAAGACAAGCUGCGGCAGCGCUACGGCCACCUGCCGGGCGAGGUGCUGUCCCUGGAUCUGGAGAAGGGUCGCGGCGGCGGGGGCCUGGGCCUCAGCCUCGCGGGCAACAAGGAUCGCUCGCGCAUGAGCGUCUUCGUCGUGGGCGUCCACCCGGACGGCGCGGCGGCCCACGACGGACAGAUCCAGAUCGGGGACGAGCUGCUGGAGAUUAACGGGCAGAUCUUGCAUGGCAGAAGCCACCAGAACGCGUCGGCCAUCAUCAAAGGCACGCCGUCCAAAGUGAAAGUGGUCCUUCUUCGGAACAAGGAUGCCCUCAACCAGAUGGCCGUGCCUCCCAUCCGGAGCCCCCUUCCCAUCUCCAUCUCCGCCCCGUCCAGCGCUCACUCCGGGGCGAGAUCGCUCGAGAGCCACAGCUCGGCAGCCUCCUCAGGCCAGGCACCCCUACGACCCAAAGGGGACUUCUCCUCCUUCCCAGACGUGCACGAUGUCGUUGUGACUAAGGAGGAGAGUGGAGGCAUCGGUGUCUCUCUGAGCCAGGAGGGAUCGACCGAGGGAUUGUCAGUGAAAAGCCUCGAGCAGAACACAGCUGCUGCAAAGGGUGGCCGGCUGAAGGUGGGAGACCGCAUCCUGGCCGUGAAUGGGGAACCUGUUCUGGGCCAAACGGCCGACAAGGUGCAGCAGCUGAUGCGGCAGGACCCGGACCCGUCGGUCACGCUGACGGUGAGCUCGCGGGACGAGCGGAACUUCCCCCAGGUGCCCACCACGCUCGCCGUGCCGCCAACCACAACCCAGCCGCCGCCUUCCGCCGCCCCCAGCGUCACGUCGUCCCGCGUGGCGGAGGAGUUGGACCCCGCCACGUGUGCCAUCGUGGCCGGCCGCGAGACGACCGUCGAGAUCAGCAAGGGCCGCACGGGCCUGGGCCUCAGCGUCGUGGGCGGCGUCGACACCCCCCUGGGAGCAAUCAUGAUUCACGAGGUUUACGAAGAAGGAGCUGCUGCCAAGGACGGGAGGCUGUGGGCCGGAGACCAAAUCUUGAAGGUGAACGGGACGGACCUGCGCUCGGCCACGCACGAGGACGCCAUCAACGCUCUGCGCGCGUCGCCGCAGCUCGUGCGUCUGUACGUGUACCGCGACGAGGCACGCUACCGCGGCGACGACGAGAGCGCGCUGCACAUCUUCACCGUGGAGCUGUUAAAGAAGGCCGGCCGCGGCCUCGGCCUCAGCAUCGUCGGCAAGAAGAGUGGGAACGGGGUGUUUGUGUCGGAGGUGGUGCACGGGGGGGCGGCCGAGGCUGACGGACGACUCACGCAAGGCGACCAGAUCCUGUCGGUGGACGGGGAGGACGUGCGUUCUGCCUCGCAGGAGACCGUCGCUGCCAUCCUCAAGUGCGCCCAGGGCGUGGUGAAGAUGGAGGUGGGGCGCAUGAAGGUCGGCUCCCUGCUCUCCUCCCGGCGAACGUCCGACACCAGCCAGGUGAGCCAGGCGAGCGCCAACAGCCUGCCCCCGCCGUUCGGCGUCGUCACGUCGAGCGUCGCCACCGCCGCCGCCGCCACAGCGACCGCCAGCGCCAGCGGCAGCGGCAGCAGCAGCGAGCCCACGCCGAGCCGCUCCGACAGCACGCUGUCGCCCACCAGCUCGCAGGCCACGUCCGGCUCGGAAACACCGCAGCAGCAGCAACAAAUACGGACUGUGGAACUGACCAAGGACCCCAACGACUCCCUGGGCAUCAGCAUAGCGGGGGGCAUGGGCAGCCCCCUGGGGGACGUUCCGGUCUUCAUCGCCAUGAUCCAGGCCGACGGGAUUGCCGCCCGCACGCAGAAGCUCAAGGUGGGAGAUCAGCUGAUAAGCGUCAACGGUGAGGCGGUGCAGGGGCUGACGCACGCGCAGGUGGUGGGGCUCCUCAAGAAGUCUCCCUGCAUCCUCCGGCUGCAGGUUGUGGCCGGAACGGACCUCAGCCGGUUUUUCAACCGCAGCGACGGCGCUCAGUCGAGUAGCGGCAGCUCCUCCAGCCAAUCGGGCGCCGGCAUCGCCGCCGCGGACCUUGGGCCGCAGCAGCACAAGACGAUAGUGCUGGAGCGCGGGCCCGACGGGCUGGGCUUCAGCAUCGUCGGCGGUCGGGGAAGCCCUCACGGUGACCUCCCCAUCUACGUCAAAACCGUCUUCAACAAGGGUGCCGCCGGUCACGACGGGAGGCUCCGGCGAGGGGACCAGAUCGUGUCGGUGAACGGGGAGUCGCUGGAGGGGGUGACCCACGAGGAGGCGGUGGCGGCGCUCAAGAGGGCGAGGGGCCCCGUUACGCUCACGUUGCUGUCCUAGGUGACGGCGACGACAACGACGUUGAUGACGAUGCUUGCAACGACUGACAUCUCUCCCUUCCCAAUCGCAGCCACCUGACGCCACCGGGCGCCACCACGACUACGGAAGAGACGGCGCAACCGCCAAUCGGCGCAACCGCCAAAUUCCUUCGGCUGCAAGCGACAAAGUUUCCAAAGAGGUGACGCCGGUAGCAGCUUCGCCGACCGGCCCGUUUCCGACACCGCCGAGUUGCGACCACAGCCACGCCAAGUCGUAGAGUCUGCCGCCGUCCCUGCGUUGUCGGUGACGGUGACGUCGCGCAUCGUGGUCGUUUGUGCGACGGGCUGACGGCUAAGCCGCUGUAACACUUAACCCUCGAGCGCCACGUCCUACAAGCACGCGGUGACCACCGGGGCUUCGCCUCGGCCGCAGCGAGUGCCACGGUGCGCCGAGCUGCACGGCGACGCCAUCGACCGUCCCUUGCCCCCCCCCCCCUCCAAACCCCUGCUUACGUUUAUGCAGCGCGUGAGCCUUGUGUGGGCGGCCAUUGUGAACGGCAGUAGCGGCGACCGGCUAAUAGACUGUUCAUGCCAGUGUUCUUCACUCAUUUUCAUGGGGGGAGGGGCGGCGGCGGCGGGGGGGCACUUUUGCCAAUAAGACAUCAUCAGGGUGCGAGGGCCGUCAUACGUUUGAAACCAUUGGGGUUUGACAGCAGCACGAUGAUGGGGGGGGGGGGUGUUUUCAGUCUUUGUGUAUUGUCGGGGGGGGGGGGGGCGUACGUCAGGGGGCCGCACUAAAGGCCACCAGGGGCCUUGCAAUGAAGAACACUGGGUUAUGCCAACAGACGAAAUCAAAACCAUUUUGCAAACGAUUAAAUUAAUACAAAAACGUGCUAUAUAUUAUACGAAAAUAUCAAAAUAUAUAUGAACUUAUUCGGAGUUUAAACGGCGAUGUUGAACUCGGUGGAGCCAACUUUUCAUGGUUCGGCCUUUUUGCUACUGAGUCGUUUGCGGAAUUUCUUAAGCCGCCUUGCAAGCACAUGGCAGCGGGGAAGGUCAUGACGUUUAAUUUCCUGUCAUUUUUUAAAAUGUAAUCUGUAAAAAAAAAGAACAAGGAGUCAUCCCAAUUACUGCAACCUCGCUGACGGAGCUUGUAAGGGUUUCAGCAUAACAGCACACGUGUGGCGAUUAUCUGAACUGGUCCUGGGCCUCUCCUAGGUCGACCCAGCAUGAAAUAAUUACCUGGUGCGAUAUGUAAACAUCGCCACUGGGCAAAUGAAGGCGGCCGGGUGUGGUGCUGGUCAUCCACCCCCUCGUGUGCUGUGCUGACCUUCAUAGGUGCUUGCUAGCAGCACUUGCUCCAACUGUGAAAGGCUACACGGGGGAUCUUUACCUUUGGGAGACAUCCUGUAAUGGGACAGGCAUGCACAGGAGGUGAAAUGUAAGAGUGAAUAUAUGACGUCUGGCUCCCUUCUCGAUAGAGGUCAACUUUAGGUUCUAAUCCCCGUCCAUCAUCUCCAAACCAUGCCUACAUCCGGGAUUAGUUUCAGCUGAGUUUGUAUUGAGAUAGCGACCCAUAUCCAGUAUAUUUCCCGCUGUGGCUGCUGGUCACAUGCCUGCUCCGCUCAACCAGCAACGUGGAAAAUUAUUGGGAAAUUAGGCCCUGGCUACAUCUUUACAUCAACAACAACUACUAAAUGCAAUCGUAUGUUUCAAAUACACUUACAAAAUUAAAACUAUAUCCCCGGGUAGAAGGUGGUGUCGAGAGGGGAGGGGUGUGAGCACCGGGAACCGUGGCCGGGGGGAGAUGGAGCGACACCUGGGGCCAAGCAAGGCGGGCCAAGCAUCAACAACACCGACAACAACAACAACGAGCCCCAGGGGCAACCAGGGCAGCGCCAGCAAGCCCCCAGGGCAUCGUCGGGGCACUGAGACCAACGCACACUUGCCCCAACGUAAGCGCGAACGUACCCCGACGCUCGGUUGGUUUGAAUAAAUGUGCGCACUUGUCAAGUGCGAUAUGAGCCUCAUGCGCGCUCAUGCGUCGUGUGCUGUGCGCCGUUACUGUGACACAGCUCCUUGUCCAGCCAAGCCAAGAUUAUCCACAACAUUUGCUUAGGGGAAUCGUUAGUUUUGAUUGCGACGCCUCCAAUGAAAUUUGUGGGGCAUUAUCAAGAGCAUGGUCUACAGCUGUCUC
Molecule: messenger RNA, 7758 nt
Organism: Lethenteron reissneri (Far Eastern brook lamprey)
Lineage: Eukaryota; Metazoa; Chordata; Hyperoartia; Petromyzontiformes; Petromyzontidae
Product: inaD-like protein
Molecular function (GO): protein binding
Source: RefSeq, a predicted model, not a curated record